Ilyonectria robusta is the source of this 2943-nucleotide messenger RNA. RefSeq names its product CHAT domain-containing protein. NCBI's taxonomy places the organism in Eukaryota, Fungi, Ascomycota, Sordariomycetes, Hypocreales, Nectriaceae. Gene Ontology annotation, molecular function: protein binding. The coding region runs from base 1 to 2943 and encodes 980 amino acids. The transcript has 2 exons. The record is from RefSeq and is a predicted model, not a curated record.
AUGACCGAUCUCAACGAGUCGAUCGAAAUUGGACUAGAAGCUGUCAACGCGACCCCCCCUGCCCACCCAGGUCGAGGAGAGCGAUUAGCCAACCUUGGAUCUCGUUUUGAAGACAGACAUCUCAGAACAGGAGCUGUUUUUGACAUUGAAAAGGCGGUUCAGCUCACUAGAGAGGCCUCUCAGGUAUCUCAGCCACAUCAUCGAAACCAUUCAGAAUGCUUAGUCACUUUCGGAGCUGUUCUCCAUACUAUGUACAAACAUACAGGUAAAAUCACCGAUCUUGAAGAGGCAAUCCGAGUCAGCCAAGAAGCACUUGUUGAGGCAACGUUCGAAAGUGAUCCACGUUUUCCAUCAAGACUCAGUAUGCUUGGAAACCUGCUUCAAAUGAGAUUCUCGGCGCUGGGAGAAGCUACUGAUAUAGAGGGAGCCAUUAGAGCUCAGAGAGACGCUGUUGGCAGAAGCCCGCAAGAUGAUGCCGACCACCCGGGAUAUUUGAGCAAUCUCGCAAUUUGUCUCAGUGGUCGAUACUCUAUGACGAGAAACAAAGACGAUCUCGAUGAAUGUGUUCGACUUUCUCAGGAAUCAGUUGAUGCGACACCCAGAGUUCACGCAGAUUGGGCGAUUCGAUCAAGCAACCUCGGGGAUUGGUUAUACGAAAGAUAUUCCAGGAUCGGGCGAGUGGUUGACCUGGAUGAAGCCAUUCGAAUUGGUAGCGAAGUUUCCAACGCAACCCCGACGAAUCAUCCUAACAGAUCGGUUUACUUGAACAACCUUGCUAUACGCCUCAGUGACCGAUAUUCGAGGACAGGUGUCGUGGAUGACCACGAUGAAGCCAUUCGGAUUGCCCAGGAAUCCGUCGAUGCAACACCAAAAGACGACGCAGAUAGGAUUGGGCGAUUGCUCAACCUUGGAGGACGACUUUGUGAGAGAUAUCGGAGGACCGAACUCGACUCCGACUUCAAGACGGCCUUUGAUGUUGGAAAACAAGCUUUAGACGCUUCACCAACAGGCCAUGCCCUCCGAAUGGCUUGUCUAAACAACUUGGGUGCUUUGAUGGUUCAAAAACACAAGAUGAAAAGUAGCAUGGCUGAUCUUGACGAAGCGAUUCGAUACUGUCGUGAGUCUGUCGAUGCGACCUCUCACAAUCACCCUGAUCGGGCUGGACGACUUAGCAACCUCGGCGCCAUACUUGCCGAGAGAUUCAUCUUCACAAAGGAGCCUACGGCCCUGAAUGAAGUUUUUUCGUGUUUCCAAGCCGCAAUUGAGCUCCCUAGCUCGCCACUGAUUAUUCGGAUACAUGCUAGCAGGGAACUCAUUUUCUGGCUCGCGGUCGGUUCUAAGUGGCAACAAGCGUUCGAAGCUGCGGAUGCCGCCAUUCGCCUUAUUCCGCAAUUGGUCUUGCGGUCGCUGGAUACUUCUGACAAGCAACACUUGAUCAGUCAAGUCGCCGGACUAGCCUGUGAGGCUGCAUCGGCAGCUUUAGGCUCCGGCCAAAGGCCAGAAGUUGCACUAAGCUUCCUCGAACAAGGUCGUGGUGUUCUUGCAACGUCUAUCCAGGAUGUACGAGCUGAUGUUCUCGAACUCCGAGACAAGCACCCUGAGUUGGCAGAGAAGUUCACCAACGUCAGAGAGGAACUGGAGCAGUCCAACACGCGGAAGCCGACAGAUACAAACCAACAGUCCUCAGGGCCCGACUUGGACAAAUACUUCGACGAGAUUCUUGGUCAGAUUCGCGAAAGUCCCGGCUUUGAAGAAUUUUUGAUGGCUCCGAGUGCUUCCAGGAUGCAGGAGGCUGCGGGACUCGGUCCAAUCGUGGUCAUCAAUGUCAGUGUGCUCCGCUGCGAUGCGAUAAUAGUUGAGCAACAUCAGAUACGGUAUGUACCGCUGCCGAAACUCAGCGGACGCGAAAUAAGAGAUAAGGCCCAGACGAGCCUAGGAGGCACACAAACCUUAGAGUGGCUAUGGGAUGUUGUUGUACAUCCGAUCCUCAUCAGUUUGGGGUUCACUAAACCUCCCGUCAACGCCGAGUGGCCUCAUAUCUGGUGGAUUCCUACGGGCGCUCUCUGCAAGUUUCCUCUACAUGCAGCUGGAUACCAUCUACGAAACUCAUCCGAAACUGUGUUGGAUAGGGUUGUGUCUUCUUACAGUUCUUCGAUCCGGGCUAUGAUUCUUGGCCGCCGACAAACAAGUGUUUCCGUGUCAAGUCAGGCAAUGGCACUCCUUGUUGCUAUGGAAGACACUCCUGGAAGUGCUCAUCUCCAAUUUGCGCGACAGGAGGUUGAACAAGUACGCAAGCUUUGUGUCACAAUGAACCUCACGACAGUCGAACCAAAGCGACGCAAGCAAGAGAUUUUAUCAUACUUGAAUGAUUGCAGAAUAUUUCACUUCGCUGGUCACGGUUACACAAAUGAGAAUGAUCCAUCGAACAGCUAUUUGUUAUUGGAAGAGGGAAGAAACGAGCCUCUUACAGUAGCCAAUCUGUUGGAGUUGAACCUACACAAGCACUCACCCUUUCUCGCCUACUUGUCAGCCUGCGGGACUGGUAGAAUUAAAAACGACAAGUUUGUUGACGAGAGCAUUCAUUUGAUUGGAGCUUGUCAGGUUGCAGGCUUCCGCCAUGUGAUAGGAACGUUAUGGGAGGUUUAUGAUGAGCAAUGCGUGGAUACAGCAGUGAGCAUAUACAAAGAGAUGCGGCGCGGCAACAUGACGGAUAUAUCAGUUUGUAUAGGGCUCCAUACUGCUGUUCGAAAUUUGCGAGACCGUUGGCUAUGUACAGCAAGAGAAGAGAAACUACAGAGGAGCCCAGGAGAGCUAACUACUACUCGCAGUGUGAGCCGGGAGGAUUCUAAAGACGAUCGACUGUUGCGAGAUGUCAAACUAGUAGAUGAUAGUGAAGUAUUGAGGCCUUUAUACUGGGUCCCAUACAUUCAUUUUGGAGUUUAA